Cheilinus undulatus (humphead wrasse) is the source of this 1654-nucleotide messenger RNA. RefSeq lists its product as uncharacterized. NCBI's taxonomy places the organism in Eukaryota, Metazoa, Chordata, Actinopteri, Labriformes, Labridae. The coding region runs from base 387 to 1520 and encodes 377 amino acids. Gene Ontology annotation, molecular function: GTPase activator activity; phosphatidylinositol bisphosphate binding. Gene Ontology annotation, biological process: positive regulation of GTPase activity. The transcript has 11 exons. The record is from RefSeq and is a predicted model, not a curated record. Gene Ontology annotation, cellular component: intracellular membrane-bounded organelle; plasma membrane.
CUCAGUUAACUCACUCCCUCUGCGCGGACUGGGGAGGUGAUCCGGCUCUAGAUUUCUGCAGGACUUCGCUUCUGUGCUGCCCAGCCUGGAGGAGGUCAAACUUGCUCCUUUUCUUGGACAGACGCAAAAGAGAAUAUAACAUGGACGUUUGCGUGAAAACUUCAUGAAGAGGCCUUGAUUCUCUAGCAUCAGCGGAACACCUCUCCUGGCGCAUACCUGUGCGGACUUGUCUUCAGCCCGUUAGGUGAGACUUCAGAGGAGGAGGAGAAGGAGGCACACCUUACUUACCUUUUGUGACUGUACGGCGCCCCCUACCCCUCCCUUUCCUCUCCUCUUUCUCUCUCUCUUUUCCUGACACUGGAGGAAUAAUCCAUCUAAUCAGUGAAAUGUCGGUAAAUGAGAGAGCCACGCGAGCGCUGAGGGAGAUCCUACAAAACCCGGGAAAUGACAUCUGCGCAGACUGCGGCGCGCCGGAUCCAACAUGGGGCUCUUGUUCCCUGGGAGUAUUCAUCUGUCUUGCCUGCUCGGGAAUCCACCGUAACAUCCCUGAUGUCAGCAAGGUCAAGUCCUUGAGCCUGUCCCACUGGGAGGACCACGAGGUGCAGUUCAUGGCAGAGAAUGGGAAUGAGCUGAUGAAGAGUAAAUAUGAGGCUGCUGUUCCGGUCUACUACUACAAACCAACGCACAAAGACUGCCAGGUGCUGAGGGAGCAGUGGAUCAGAGCAAAGUAUGAGAGGAAGGAGUUCACUGAGCCUGGGAAGACAUUUACAUAUGAGGAAGGAAUACGAGACGGCUUGUUGAUGAAGAGGGGGCGGGACAACGGGCAGUUCCUCAGCAGGCGAUUUGUCCUUUCAGAGAGGGAGGGGACUCUGAAGUACUUCACCAAAUAUGACGCUAAAGAGCCCAAAGCUGUUAUCAAAGUGGACACCAUCAACGCUACUUUCCAGCCUGAGAAGAUCGGCAACCCCAACGGCCUGCAGAUCACCUACCUCAAAGACUACAGCACCCGCAACAUCUUUGUCUACCAUGAGAACGGCAAGGAGAUUGUGGACUGGUUGAAUUCAAUCCGUGCAGUUCAACUCCACUAUCUAAAGGUGGCGUUCCCUGGGGCGACUGAUGCUGAGCUGGUGCCCAAACUGACCCGAAACUUCCUGAAGGAAGGCUACAUGGAAAAGACCGGACCCAGGCAAACAGAAGGCUUCAAGAAGCGCUGGUUCACGCUCGACCACAGACGGCUCAUGUACUUCAAAGAUCCGCUGGAUGCUUUUGCCAAAGGUGAAGCGUUUUUGGGGAACAAAGACCAUGGUUACGACGUCUUCCCCGGCUUACCUGCCGGCACCUAUUGCAACGGCGCCUGGCAGUAUGGUAUCACCAUCCAAACCCCUGAACGCAGCUUCCUGUUUACAUGUGAGACGGAAAGCGACCAGCAGGAUUGGCUGAAGCAUUUCGAUGCUGUCAUGAAUGCUCAGAUGUCCCCUCAGGAGUUCACAAUGCAGGCCUUGUUCAAACACAGGCAUUGAUGGACCAGAGAUCCUCCAAGACCAUCUCCUUUCUUCUCACAGAUCUGAUACAGGAACAACAUACUGACUCCUUGAGGGAUUUUGGAAACAAACUUAGCACAAAAAGUAAGGAAAUUUGUGUUUGGUAGAUUAUU